Molecule: messenger RNA, 1649 nt
Organism: Naegleria gruberi
Lineage: Eukaryota; Heterolobosea; Eutetramitea; Acrasida; Naegleriidae
Exons: 1
Coding region: 1-1617 (538 amino acids)
Source: RefSeq, a predicted model, not a curated record
AUGCCAUUAUCAUCAACAUCAGACUCCAGUCCCACUCCUGUGGCAGAACACGAUGAUGAAGAAUUGAACACUGAUUCUCUUAAGAAGACUCAAAAGAAGAAUGUAAAUACAGUAAAGAAGGUUAAAAAUAUGUCGGAUGGUGCUCUUUCAAAACAACGAUUCACUAUUGACAAAAUUAAAAAGGACAAUGAUCUCUUGAGAGAAACAAUUGCCAACCUUACACGUAAUGUGAAUACUAGUGAGAGUGUAGCUCUAGGAAAGAAAAUUAACAAACUCAACGAUGUUAUUUAUAAUAUUACUUUAAAAAUUCAGGAAGAAAAACGAAAGGUUGAAAAUCUAGAGGAGCACUUUAAGGACACUUCAAACAGAAUUGAAGAAGCGAGAAUAGAAAGAUCUGGAGUAAAUGUCUCUAAAGAAAGUAAUAGAUUAGUUGAAAAACAAAUCAAAGUCCUAGAAAAUAGACUUGAUAAAGCCCUUGUAAAGUUUAAUGAGUCACUAACUGAGAAUAAGGUAUUACGUGAUCAAAUUGAAAACUUAAGAAAAGAAAGAGUAGUAUUCGAUAGUAUUUAUAAAAAGAUGGAAAAGGAACUCCAAGAGAAAAAGAAGGAAAUGGCUAAAAUCAUUGAAUUAUCUAAUUCAGCAUAUGAAGAAAGAGGGCAAGCACUCGAGGAGCAAAAGCAAGUCAAGGAUGAACACCAAAAAGAAAUUGAGAAAAUUGAGGAAGAACGAGAACAACUUGAUAGACUUUUGAAAGAAGCAGAAAAAGUUACAGAAAAGCUUCAACAAAGAGAAUUGGAAAGAAGAGAGAGGGAAAUUCAAGAAGCUGCUGAUCUUGACAGAAAGAGAAUGCUCAAAUCUAGUUGGUCUAAUUCAGGAGUCAAGGCCAGAGCAACUGAUAUGAAUGAAAAAAGAAAGCAAUACGAAGAAAGAUUUUCCAAAAUUGAAGAAGCAACAGGGAAAAAUAUCGAUGAACUUAUUGAACACUUCUCUCAAUCUGAAGAUCAAAACUUCUCCCUCUUUACCUAUGUAAAUGAACUUAACAGUGAAAUUGAAAAACUUGAGGAAAAUAUUGUUGAGAUUGAAGAAGAAAUUAAGAAAUUCAAAGGAGAGGGAGUCAAUUCAGAAUCUCAAAGAAAGAAGGUUCUUUCAGAUAUUCAAGAAAAAAUCAAUGAAACAAACAGCAAAACUGAUCUGUACCAAAGAAAGUACGAAAAUUCUCUCAAAACAUUGGAAAUUAUUUCAAGAGGUAUUGAAACAAUAUUCAACAAAUUGGGAUGUGACCCAUCGUCUAUUUCAGACAUGCUUGGUACAACUGGUGUAACUGAAUCAAACAUGAUGAUUUACUUGGGCUUUAUUGAACAACGUACUAAUGAAAUUGUUCAAAUGAGUGUCACAACAAAGAAAAGUGAAGGUAAGAAGGAUGACAAUGCUGUUUCAGGACCAAAACAUCCGGUUGGAUUUACUGAAACCCUCUCCAUAGAACCUCCUUCGACAGCUAAUGACGGUCUUUCAGAUGAUGAUGAUGAUGAUGAAGAAGAAAGACCAUUUACAAGAGAAGAAUUGAUGCAAAAGGCAAAGAAAAGUACCCUCAGCAAGAAACCUAAGAAGAAGAAAUAAACCCAUUGUAAAUUAUUUUAUCAAUUUCAAAA